Messenger RNA from Brassicogethes aeneus, 1717 nucleotides. Lineage: Eukaryota; Metazoa; Arthropoda; Insecta; Coleoptera; Nitidulidae. The record is from the annotation of a GenBank genome assembly.
UCGACACUUGUUUUUACUUUCAGUUUAACUCAUGCUUGUCACAUGAGACGCCUGAAUGCUCCACCGUUGUUAGAAUCGAUUUGCAUACCGUCCAGACUCGGCAUAUCUGGAUUUAAGCUUGUUUUGACUUUUCGAAUCUUUUCCUUCGACUCGGGCUUAUGGUGUCGCGUUUGAGUGUCGAAUUAACGGUUUUGUUUGAAGGAUUGACGCGAAGGACAGGAGAGACAAGUGAAAACGUUCAGCAACGCUCCAGUUAUCAGAGAAAAUGAGAUUUUAUUGUUAUAAGGAAUUUGUGAUGUGUAUCUUAUUUAUCAUGGAUAUUAAGUGUUCGGAAAAUGAAAUUAAAGAUACCGACCAAUCGGAUUACGAUAAAAAACUAUACUAUCCUCCACCCAGAAUGAGAUUUUUUGACGAACUCGGAUUGAUUCCCCAAUCUUGCCGUUACAAAGGGGUGAAGUACGAGUGCGGACUGAGCAUUAGCUGCGUCCUGGGCGGCGGCCGCCCUCUGGAUCUUUGCUCGGGCGGCAUGAUUUGGGCCUGUUGCGUCGAUAGGGACUCGCCCGGACACACCCCUACGGUCCAUCAACCCGAUGUAGGUGUCCUCAAUAAUGCUAGCUGUGGAGAGCUUUACACGAGGAGUAACAGGAUAGUGGGUGGGCAUUCCACAGGGUUCGGAUCUCAUCCGUGGCAAGUGGCGUUGAUAAAAACUGGGUUUUUGUCGAAAAAACUCGCCUGCGGAGGAGCUUUAGUGAAUGAGCGUUGGAUCAUAACGGCAGCUCACUGCGUGGCCACCACCGCCAACGGCAACAUACGCGUCCGUCUGGGCGAAUGGGACGUCAGAGACCAGGACGAGAAGCUGCAACACGAGGAAUACACCAUCGAGCGGAAGGAAGUGCAUCCUUCCUACUCGCCGUCCGAUUUCAAGAAUGACGUCGCGCUCGUGAAGUUGGACAGAAACGUCAAGUUCAAGCAGCACAUCAUCCCCGUCUGCUUACCAUCGCCCACGUUAAAGUUACCGGGUAAAAUGGCAACAGUGGCUGGUUGGGGAAGGACAAGGCACGGUCAGGCAACAGUUCCUUCGACUCUUCAGGAAGUGGACGUAGAAGUGAUACCAAAUGAGCGUUGCCAAAGAUGGUUUAGAGCGGCUGGAAGACGGGAAACAAUACACGAUGUGUUUCUGUGUGCUGGAUACAAAGAGGGUGGACGAGAUUCCUGUCAAGGAGACUCAGGGGGGCCCUUGACCCUAACCGUAGACGGUAGAAGGACCCUAAUAGGAUUAGUGUCCUGGGGUAUAGGCUGUGGUAGAGAACACUUACCCGGGGUGUACACAAACAUUCAAAAGUUUGUGCCGUGGAUUGACAAAGUUAUGGCUUAAACCUAAACAGUUAUCCCUGUGCCAGUGUGAAGUGAAUUCUAGCAAAAUAGAUGUUUUUCGGGAAUUUCGUACCUAAACAAUUGUAAAUAUACAAUUUUUUAUGAAGAAUUUCGUAAAGCAUUAAAAAUAUUUAAAAUUAAUGGAAAUAAGUAUUUGUUGGGAAUGUAAAGGCAGGAAAUAAUGUAGGAGCCAAGUCAGGACUUUUAGGGGGCUUAAUCAGUCAUCUUUCUUAACUUUUCUUCUGUAGUAGGAGCCAUGGCACCACCUAUUCUUUCUCCAAAAAAUAUUUUUUAUCUUUAAAAUUUUAUAUUAUGUGAAGUUACCAGAAACGGUAUAAAUAUU